Anopheles funestus (African malaria mosquito) is the source of this 2908-nucleotide messenger RNA. It is a transcript of the gene SuUR, whose product is annotated as protein suppressor of underreplication. The transcript is spliced from 2 exons. Gene Ontology annotation, molecular function: ATP-dependent chromatin remodeler activity; DNA translocase activity; ATP binding. Bases 220 to 2391 code for a protein of 723 amino acids. Gene Ontology annotation, biological process: reciprocal meiotic recombination; double-strand break repair via homologous recombination. Gene Ontology annotation, cellular component: nucleus. NCBI's taxonomy places the organism in Eukaryota, Metazoa, Arthropoda, Insecta, Diptera, Culicidae. The record is from RefSeq and is a predicted model, not a curated record.
UCAAAUUACGCAGCGAAACCGUGUGCUGUUUGUAAUUGUAAACAUAAACAAUGGACGCAAAACAGCUGUCCAGGACAAAGGUUUCCCGCGUUUAAAUGGAAAGGAUUAAAGAGCCAAAGGUGCAUUAAAUGACUCCCAGGCGAACACUUCACCAUGCAGUGAAUUCUCGUUCUACCAACGGAUCGGUGGCUCUGGUGGAGCUAAUAAAGCAACCGUUCAAUGGUUCUACGUUCCCUGCCGACCGGACAUCUGUAUCUGGACGGUUCGCGUAAGUAUCGUGUACACCAGGAGCUAGUGUCCAAACUUGCCAUCCAUCAACUCGAAGCGGUUCGAUUUCUGUACACUCAACUGCGUGAGUAUACCGGAAUUUUCUUGAACGAUGAAUCAGGCCUGGGUAAGUGUUAUCAGAUGGUGGCAUUCCUAUCGUCUCUGGUUGUAGGCGACGAUCGUUCGCUAAUCUUGUGCCCAAACCGUGAACGACUGCACCACUGGACGUACCAUCUGGAUGCGUUGGCACCAUCCUUACGCACCAAAGUGUACCUGAAAUCGUACGUAGAUGUAAGCGAAGAACAAUCGACACUACGGGGUACCGAUUGGCAGUACGUGGUGGUAGACGAAACCCGGGAAUUUAUGAACGAAAAGCAGCUGGAAACGCUUCGUUCACUUGCGGUGAAACGGUACCUCUUUGUGAGCUCCGUUGAUUUGCUCGAUCGGUUGGAUGUGUUGAUAAAGCGGUUAGAUUUUUGUUAUCCUCGUGAUCCAACUCAUCUUCGCACGGUGAUCGAGCAGCAACAUAAGCGACGGUCAAAAAAAGGUAGCUUAAAGCUGUAUCUACUGACGAGACGAUUUAUCCUACGACGGUACGUUAAAAGUUAUCGUCAAACGCUUCCUCUCAUCGAAAGGAAACUGUUUUUGGAAAGUUUUCACGCAUGGUGUACAGCGAAUGGUAUUGAAACUUCAGUUAAUGUAACACUCCAGCCGGAAGCUUCGGAAGACUGCAGCAAUACCACGCAAUCGAACGGUGAGGAAACAUCGAGCGAAACAAUGACACCGGAAGCAAUGGAGCGGAAUCAAGCUAGAGAGAACGGUGAUGCAACACAUUCGCCAGUUCGUUGCGGACUGGUGCAACAAACGAAGCAAAACUCUCCGGAUCAUCCCAUUCAAGCGGUUCCACUGCACUGCAUCGAUAGCGAACCAUUGUUUGAACCGAACGAAACGAACACGGAACUUAUGCCGGUGUUACGUGUCGAAUCGGACACACAGUCGGAUAACAAUUCUAUUCCCGAAACCGGUACAACUAUUCCCGAAACAGCUCCCGACUCCGAGGGUUACAUGCAGUUCGGUCAGGAAAUAUUCAGCAACGGGUACUCCUCGUCCCAACCGUCUCAGCUAACACUCGCCACCGAGCGCUAUCGAUUUCCGAUCGAAAAGUUUCUUCGAAGCCAGGGUCAGCUAAAAUCGUCCAGCUCGUCACUAAGCGUGGAAAGCAUACCGAACGGACAGCCACCUGCAACGGGGACAGAAAUUGUGAUCAGCUCUUCGGAUUCACCGCUGCGUACAAAGUCACCUCCACUGUUUGACGAUUCGGAUCACGAUACCAAAUCAUUAAAUUCCUGCCCCUCCGAUACGGAGGAUGACAUUUCGCUGAUGGAACUGUUGGAGUCCUCUCGUACAGUUGGACCGAUCGAUACGAUCGAGGAGAGAAUGUCAUCGCCCAGCAUAGCACCCCACAGACAACCAUCCUUCAGCACACCGAUAACGAAGCUAAUGUUUGGUGCGCUGACAAAUUCCACCACAUCGCAACCGGAAGCGGGUAACGUUUCAUCGGUGGAUAUGUUUGCCGAAUCGUUGGUCACCGCCGAGAACGUGGAUAAUGUGUUUGAAAUUACGAAAAAUAAUGCCUUUCCCAGCCGUAUCGCAGUGCAGGGGGAAGCGAAUGGUAAUGCUUCCCUAAAGCUGGUUACACUAGACGAUUCAACCGACGAGGAUGUUCAGUUUGUGAACGAAACGGUCGAGCGUAUUAUAGAUCUUGCGGAGGAAUAUCCUAGUACACCGAAAUCGGACGUCCAGAAUCAGGCCGUUAUGGGUCAAACGACACCACCGAGCGGUCCCUUACAUCAGGGUCUUUCUCCCGGUCGUGGAUGGUUGGGCAAAAGCCUUCGUACUGCAUCUGUUUCACCUGCCAGUGGAAAGAACACACCCAGCACCAGUAGACAUUCGCCGAAUAGGCGGGAAGGUAGUAGUGGAGGCAGUAGUAGACACACCGUACCCAAAGGAAUGACUCCCAUUGUGCGGGACGCUAAAAGACGACGCAAGCUGGAUGAGCUGUUUCAAAUUGUUGAUGAUACGAAACGGGGCCGUCCCAGUCAGCGAAGAGGAUCGAGAAGAUGAUCGCUAAAGGCAGACCAAUUACUCUAUGCAAUUAAUUUCCGACACAUGAACAAUUUUAAAAUACGUUUUGCUAGCUGUUUCAGUUCAUUUACUUUAAUGUUUGAAAAUAAUAUUAGAAUCAUACUUAUGGGAUUUUAGGUAUUUUUUGAAUGUGUGUAUAGAACUUCUCUGCUCUGUUCAACUGCUCUGGUAUAGAUUUUAAAUAGUUUUUUUUAAAUUACACCCUAUUUGUUUUGUAAGAUUUAGAAUUGAGACACAUAAUGAAGGAAGUUUGUAGACAAACAAAUGAAAUUCAAAAAGAGUAAGUGUAUAGAUAUAUUUUUACAUAUGUUCCAUGUUUAUUAAAUAAGCAACAAAAUAGGUUUUAUUUGGCUUCGUUGGAGUACCACUAUAAAUUUCCCCCAAAACAAUGUAUUCGUAUACGUUAUAGUUUAGUUUUAGUAAAGUAAUCUUCCUUCGUAUCGAAAGGUUCAAUAAUAAUACAAUGAAUUUACGCUACAAAUAGUACUACUUCUCA